This is a messenger RNA of Cavenderia fasciculata, 1608 nucleotides long. RefSeq lists its product as uncharacterized. The record is from RefSeq and is a predicted model, not a curated record. The transcript is spliced from 2 exons. Bases 1 to 1608 code for a protein of 535 amino acids. Lineage: Eukaryota; Evosea; Eumycetozoa; Acytosteliales; Cavenderiaceae.
AUGGAAGAGGUAGUUGAAUUUACAAAAGUAUUGGUUCGAACAACCGAUAAUACUAAGAGCAGUCCCUGGAGCUUGUACAGUGCUAUUUCAACCAAUACUUUUAAUAGUCUACUAGAACUGUUAGAGGAUCAUGGUAGAUUUAAUCUCUACAAGUUUGAAGGAGCCUUGUUACACAAUCUCUAUCAAGGUUUUAUCAUUGACCCUUUCCCCAACAUUAUCUAUUGUUCUAUAAAAAAUCAUCGUAAUUAUCAAAGCGCUUAUAGUACUAAACAAACAUAUACAUACAUAUAUAUUUAUAUCCCCAACAAUCAAUAUCUUUUUUCUACUACUACUACUUUAGCUGAUAGAAAAGUCGAUAUGGAUCGAUUGGAACAAGAGGUACAGGGUCACGUUGAACUCAUACUAACCAGAAUGCCAGCACAAGUGGAUGUCUUUGCCGAAACCAAAGGUGUGUCCAUCUUAUACAAUGAUAUCAAAUAUACCCUCAUUUGCAAGAACAGUCCAUUGGCUCAAAAGUCUGAAAAUAUGUUCAAAUCAAUUCAACAAGUUACCGAUCGUAUAUCUACAUAUAGAUCUUCAUCCAAGUCAUCCUCUGAUUCGUCCUCUGAUUCGUCCUCUGACUCUGAUUCAUCUUCCGACUCUGACUCUGAUUCGUCCUCUGACUCUGAUUCAUCUUCUGUAUCUGAAUCAACAAAAAGUCGUUCAGGAAGUGCUUCAAAUCCAUCCACUUCCACCUCUACCACCUCUACCACUUCUACCACUUCUACCACUUCUACCACUACAACAUCUCGAUCAAUAUCUGUUCAACAGAUAUCAACCAACAUUAAAAAAGAGGAUAUCGAUGUUUUGCAUUUAUUUGGAUACAUGUAUACCAAAUACGUCUUUCCAUUCGGGCUUACUACAUUGGCACAUGCUGUGGGAUUCCAAUACAUUCUAUUUCUGUACAUGUAUCGAUAUGGUAGACAUACAAAGGAUGAUUUGUUAUCUGUUCCAACCAACAAGAUUGAUGAAUUCUUUCAAGACGAGUCGGUCAAUUGGAUCAAUCAAGAGUCUAGAUUGGUGGUCCGAUUCCUCAUCUGUCGACAAAUGGUUGCUCUCAACCACUGUAUCAAACUUAUUCCAACUGGAAAUCCACAAUGUCCUCUGAUGCUGAAUAUCAGGUUUCCAGAUAUAACCACCAAAAAGGUCAUUCUCAUGACAUACUAUACAAGAAGACCUGCAGGUUCCCACUAUUUGGAUCUACCCUAUCACAUCAUCAGAAAUCACUCUGAUACCCUACAAUCCAUCUACGAUACCAGAGAUGCCACAAUCAAUAAGAAAUGUGGACUUUACUUUUUAGCAUUCUCUGAUCCAAAUGUUACUCUAAAUGCCGAUCCAAUUCAAGGUUCACCAAAAUUAUAUUAUACUCCAGUUGAUGUUUGGGCCAAUCAAGCGACCAAGACUGGUGAUAAAUCCAUCUUCACUACAUUAAUUGAUAAACUCCCCAAUGGAGCAGCGUUGACUAAAAUUGUUAAACUAUUUAUGGAUAUCGCCAAAGCAAGGGAAAGCAAAUUACAGAUCAAAACAAAAUCCAAAAAGCUGCCACUCAACCAAAGUUUAAAAAAUUAA